Messenger RNA from Hevea brasiliensis (rubber tree), 1579 nucleotides. RefSeq names its product zinc-finger homeodomain protein 11-like. The transcript has a single exon. Gene Ontology annotation, cellular component: nucleus. The coding region runs from base 329 to 1279 and encodes 316 amino acids. NCBI's taxonomy places the organism in Eukaryota, Viridiplantae, Streptophyta, Magnoliopsida, Malpighiales, Euphorbiaceae. The record is from RefSeq and is a predicted model, not a curated record. Gene Ontology annotation, molecular function: transcription cis-regulatory region binding; DNA-binding transcription factor activity. Gene Ontology annotation, biological process: regulation of DNA-templated transcription; regulation of developmental process.
GAAUAUAUUCUCACCCAAAACGACACAACUAAUUUUUGUUGCUCACCCCACACAGCCCAGGUAAAAUUUUGGGGCCAAGAACCCAACAUUAUUGACCUUCUCUGUGGAGUUUUCAUUGCACAGUUCUGUGAUUUGUAUUCAGUUCCUCUUAUCUUUAUAUUCAUAACCCCUAAUCUCAUUCGCUUAACCUUUAAUUUUUGGUAUCAUCACCAUCAUCAAUUCAUCAUAUACCUAUCAGAUUCUUGUUUCAGUUGUUUUUUUUUUUCCUUCCCAUUCACCCAUUGGAGCGGAAGUUUUUUGCUCCCUAGCUUAACCCCCAACAUUCUGUAUGAUUAAAGCCAUGGACUUAACCCAUUCCAAAUCGCCCGAGUCAGAUACUGAUACUGAAACCCCACUGCAGACCCACCUCUCCAGGGCCUUAUUUCUCUCUAAUGACUCUUUCAAUCCUUCCCACCAUUAUCGUACAACAAAUCCCCACACAUCAUCACUCCAAAUGGUGGUGUCUUACAAAGAAUGCCUCAAAAACCAUGCUGCCACCCUUGGUGGCCUUGCCCUUGAUGGCUGUGGUGAGUUCAUGCCUCGCCCCAUUGCUGCUACUCCUGAUCCGACUUCCCUCAAAUGUGCUGCCUGUGGUUGCCACCGCAACUUCCACCGCCGAGAAACGCAUACCCACCACCCGCCACCACCAACGGCUGCUCUUUACUGGACGUCAAGCCCAAAUCCUGGACAGACUAUCUCUGGCCCAAGUCCAAGUCCAAACUCACCGGCAUCACCAACCCCUCAGCAAUCCGUCUAUCCAUCCGCACCUCAUAUGCUUCUGGCCUUGAGCACAGGACAUUCAGGGCUGUUUGAUGAGAAUCACCACCAGAAUCCAACAGUUAUGAACCCACAUGGGAGAAAGAGAGCAAGAACCAAGUUUACGGAGGAACAGAAAGAAAAGAUGCUUGUUUUUGCUGAGAAGUUGGGGUGGAAGAUGCUGAGGGGAAGUGAAGAUAAAGUGGUGGAUGAGUUUUGCAGUGAAGUUGGGGUGAAGAGGAAUGUUUUUAAAGUGUGGAUGCAUAACAACAAGCAGAGGAAGGAAAAGGAUAAUAGUCAUAACAGUUGUGAUAUCAACAAGAAUAUUGUUAAUGGUGAUGAGGAUAGAGUUGGCUUUGACACCUACAACUGCAACCCCAACAAUAUCAAUAGCACCAAGUAUGAUAGCUUUAGUAGGUACCAGAUUGAGAGUAAAGAUCGUGUUCAUGGUGGUUCUCCUGAUGGGUCUUCUCCUUCUUCUUGAUCUAGAGAUAGAGAGCUAUUGAUUGAGAAAAAGAAAAAAGAAACAGAAGCUAGUAAUUAAGCAUGGGGGUUCUUUCCCCUUUCUGGUUCACUUGUUUUCCAUUGUUCAUUGUUUCUUGAUUAGUGAUUAGUGAUCACUAAUUACUGACGAUGAAGGAUCAGAAUAGAGGCUAGAGGAUGACAAUUAAAGGAGAAUUACUUCUCUUACAUAGCUAUUAUCUGUUAGCUGAUCUUUAUUAAAAGACUGCAUUUCCAAUCUUUGUUUUUCUUGUGCUUAUAAAUCUAAUUUCUUCAUCUUCUA